UACCCAAGGCCUAAAAAUAAAGUAGGUGGAAAAAAAUAACACUACCGUACCGUACUACAAAAUUACAACACAAAUCACGCUCAAAUUCUCAUUAAAUAAAUUUAAUUCUAUUCAAGUUCGUACAUACCACAAUAUUCGGUUAAUAAACGUUAUAAAAAUAGCAAAAUCUGGAUAUAUUAAUUUGGCAAUUGUAAUAGCAGGUGCCUUUCAUUAAUAAGAACAUAGGAAAAGAAUUUGGGUAAAUAUGUCGCGCCAAGUGGAUUCUAAUUCUAAUAUUACCAAAUUACUAGAUGGCUUAGCUUUAGAUGGCGACGAAAAUACUAUUUGUGAUUUUACUAUUGCUGAUCAAAAUUGCGUUGCUGAAUCUCAAGGUAUUACACCUACCACUUCGUCAAAUUUCAAACCGGUAUUAGGCAGCAACGUCACUUAUGUUGUUGCUUGUGUCAUUAUAAAUGAAUCUAACGAGGUCUUGAUGAUGCAAGAGGCUAAAGAGAGUUGCGCAGGCAAGUGGUAUUUACCGGCUGGACGCAUGGAGAAGAAUGAGACCAUCGUGCAGGCUGCAGCAAGAGAGGUUCUAGAAGAAACAGGACUUGAAUGCAAUCCUACGACCCUUCUAGUGGUGGAGACUGCAGGCGGAAUGUGGUACAGAUUUGUCUUAACUGGUGAAGUAGUUGGUGGUGAACUAAAGACACCUGCAAGAGCAGACAAAGAAUCAUUACAAGCUAAAUGGAUCUCUAAUCUACAAGAAAUAACAUUGAGAUCUAAUGAUAUUCUUCAUCUUAUUGAAAAAGCUCAAUUAUACCACAACAGGAACCGUGACAGUCAGUGGCAUAAAACUAUAUUACCUGCACUAGCACCACAUGUUAAAGAUUUAUUGAGGUUGAUAGUUGUCAUCAAGAAGAGAAGUACAAACAAGUUGCAUGUGUUGCUAAGUGAGAAAACUGCUUUACAUUUUCCAACAUGUGAAAUUAAUCCUGCUAAAAGCCUUCAUUCCACAUUAAGAAGGUUUAUGGUAGAGAUGUUUGGUGCUGAUGUAGGGCAACACAGGCCCUUGGGAUUGUUGAAUUUGGAACAUGAUCCAACAGCUGAUGGCUGCUGCCUGACUCUCCUUGUAGCUUUCAGAGCACCUCUAGAAGAGGUUCCACUUAUUGGUAAGUGUGUGUGGCAAGAACUUGAACGAGAUGUUGAGGACAGAUUACUAACAAUCAUUACAACAAAAAACUCAUCUGUAGAAUUACAUGUUGUGCGUUAAUAUGCUUUAAAGACAAACAUAGUAUUAGAUUAUCAUAUGAUAAAUACUCAAUAUACAGCUUCCAUUGUUAUUAUGAAGUGAUUAAUUACUCCGUCCAUUAAUGUUAUUGUCAGUUGGAGUAGGUGGUUCCUAGGUUUAGAUCUGAUAUUGAUAGUAAUCAUACCAUAAAAUGUUUCUAACUUAUUAUUACAGAACAAAAUUCGAAAUUCACUUUAUAUCAUGUUAAAAAUCUUGCCAUUUUUAACUACUACAGAUCUGAUAUUGGUGUAAAUUAUGUUUUUAUGCUUCGAAAAUGUUUUGAUUUCAGGAAUUUUGAAUAUAUCACUUUUGUUCUAUGAGUAGACAUACAGAUAAUAAUGUACUCGUUGAACAUAAAAUCAAUACACUAACACUGGGUUAAGGUUUAAACUUAACUAUAUUGACAUUUUUUUCAUAGUGUACUUUUACUAAUAACAAUAACAUGUACUCUGAAAAAAAAAGAAAAAUGUAUAACUCAAGUAUUCUUUAUCAUUAUAGUCUGAGAUUGGAGGCAUUCCAUGGUUUUAACAUAGUAUUAUAUUGUAAUAUAAUUAAAAAAAGAUGUAAAGUAUUAUUUAUAUAAAACUUACUGAACAGUACCUGUUAUUGGGUAAAAGAUCUGUUUGGCCAAUUAAUCUUUAGAUCACUUUGAUUGCAGUUAAGGAAUUUAGGUUUAUAUUUUUCAAUAGAAUACCACAAAGAGCUCUCUAUAUUGAAGGAGUGUAAAAGAAACAAAAACAUAAAACAAAUGACAUCAAAGAAUUAUCCACUAUUUAGUUUAUAGAUGCUGUUAAUCAGUAUUUGAAUAUAUUGUAUUAUAAUUAUUAUAACUUAUUUAUUACAUGACCAAAUAGAACUAUUAUCCAAUUGAUUCUAGACAAAGAGAAUAAUCAUUUUAAGGGCUUAUUAUUAAUGCGAAAGUAGCCUGUAGUUUUAAUAUUGAUAUAUUUUUUUA
This is a messenger RNA of Trichoplusia ni (cabbage looper), 2225 nucleotides long. Its product is annotated as 8-oxo-dGDP phosphatase NUDT18. Lineage: Eukaryota; Metazoa; Arthropoda; Insecta; Lepidoptera; Noctuidae. The record is from RefSeq and is a predicted model, not a curated record. The transcript has a single exon. Bases 245 to 1252 code for a protein of 335 amino acids. Gene Ontology annotation, molecular function: magnesium ion binding; 8-oxo-GDP phosphatase activity; 8-oxo-dGDP phosphatase activity.